AUGAGUCAUGAUAGCCGCGGCAUGUUCUUUUUCAAUCCUAUUAGCAAUGACAUAAUUGAACUCCCUGAUCUACUUGAGGAGCACCAAAAUUAUUUGCCUUUUUGGACAUUUUCGUGUCCCCCUGACUCCUUAUCAUCGGAUUGUUUCGUCAUUGGUUUCGAGAUGUCUGGUUCUCCCCCAGACGUAUACAUCAUCAAAGUUGGAGAGACUAGAUGGACAUAUCAUGACUUUGAUGGAGAUAACCAAAGACAUUUUUUGUUAAGCGGGUGCAAUAAUUCUGUAUUUUUCAGAAACAAUACUGUCUAUGUAUUGGGAGAUGAAGGGGAUUUGGGAAUACUAAGUAUCAAGAAAAACUCAGCUGCAGAGACACCUGUCUGGAAAUUUUAUGGGAAGCCCUUUUCGCGUCGAAAAGAAACAGCAAUUCGAAAGAUUUACACAGUAGAAGAUGUCGAUAAUGAAGGAAUGUUAGCCGUGUUUCUAACUCAAGAAGAAGAUAAUGUAGAGGUUUGGAGGUACAAGAUUAAUGGAAGGGUCUUAAAGAGAGAAAAAAUAACAAGUUUGGAUAAUAAAACAUUGUUUGUGAGCUUGGGAGCAUCGUACUUGAAACCAUGUGUUGCACAGGGGCUAGAAAACAAGAUAUAUUUCUCAAUGUUUCACGACAACAACAAGGGUGUUUUCUAUUGUUUGCGCAAUUGCAAAUACUACUCUUUCGAUUACUCUGUCAACAAAGCUUACUCUAGUCCAAAUACUUUCAACUUGUUUCAACGACGGUCCUGCAUUUGGAUUGAACCAGAGAAUGAUUAA
Lycium barbarum (goji berry) is the source of this 804-nucleotide messenger RNA. RefSeq names its product F-box protein At1g49360-like. The record is from RefSeq and is a predicted model, not a curated record. NCBI's taxonomy places the organism in Eukaryota, Viridiplantae, Streptophyta, Magnoliopsida, Solanales, Solanaceae. The transcript has a single exon. The coding region runs from base 1 to 804 and encodes 267 amino acids.